GCAGGAAUUGUUUUUAUUUCUUGAUUUUAAUGUUUUCUGAUGUUUUGGUUGGGGCUUCUUGAAGGUCACAGACUUGCAUCAGAGAUGAGCAGGACGCUCUGUGUGGGCCUCUGUCCUUUCCUCACUGAGGAAAGGGCACAAACUCCUCACUGAGGGCUGUGGGCACAAACUGGAGCACAGGAAGCUCCAUACGAACAUGAAGAAAAGCCUUCAUACUUUAACAGUGGCAGAGCCCUUGAAGAAGCUGUCCAGAGAGCUGGUGGAAUCUCCUCCUGUGGACGUACUCAGAACACACCUGAACACUUUCCUGAGUAACCCAAGCCUAGAGCAGGAGGACAGAUGAUCUCCAGAGGUCCCUUCCAACCCCUGUGGUUCUGUGAUUCCGUGAUCUUUCAUGGCUUACGGUACAGAAGCCUUUCUAGUGAGCCUUGAGCUGUUAGGUGCUUCACUGGCCUUAAUGAGUAUCAGGAGCUCAGGGUUGUGAUGGCAGAAGUGCUCCCGUGUAGCAUGGGAGCCUGUGUCCUGAUUGUAGGGUUGCGUCUGAGAGUGAAUUUGGGGCAGGACCUGCUGCUCCCCCAGCACUCCUCACCCCUCCAACCUCUGCCACCUCUGGAUUUUUGCUCCUCUGUGAUUCUCUCACUAGGUUCUUCUCAGUGAUGCCCUGUGUCAGGAUGGAACACCAGAGAGGCUACGGAAUCUCCUCCUUGGAGACCUUCAAAAGCCACCUGGACAUGGUGCAGGGCACCUGCGCUGGGCGUCCCUGUGGGAGCAAGGCUGGGACAGAUAGACCCUGAGUCCUUGCCACGGAGCUAAUGGAGAGCAUCCAGAGAAAGGCUGUAGAGAUGAGCAAGGGUCUGGAGAGCAUGGACUGCCAGGGUUUGGUCGGAGGAGAGGAGGCUGAGAGGAGGCCUCGUGGCCUGCAGCUCUCAUGGCCGGUGCUUCCUGCUGUGCGGAGGCUGGAUGGCUGCUGGCAUCCACUGUCAGCAAUGGCCGCUCCAUUUCAAAGCACAGCAUUCCUACACAGAGCCAAGAGAUGCACCUCUGCUGUGUGGCCAAGAAAACGUGUUUAACAGAGCUUUUGUAGUAAGAUGUGUGGGAUUCCGUGUAGAAGUGAGUCCAAUUUUAAUUUUCCCUUCACGUGAGCUUGUCUCGUGCAAGAUCGGUUUGUUUUAUCAACUUGGAAAAGUGCCUGCAACAGGAUUUUGUAAGAGUUGAUUUCCUGCGAGUUUCCUGUGAAAUUGGAAACCUGCAGAAAUGGGUGGAUUUCUGAAAUUCUAUUGUGUGGGUUUUCUCCUUCUUUUUUUUUCCCCGAGUAAAAAAAGAACCGUGCCCUCCUCCCCCCGAGCUCUCAUUCCGCAUACAUUUAUUCCUGAAAAAUAUUUCCAGCUGUUUCUUUUUCUGGGAAACUCAUACCAUCUGUAAACAAGUGCCUGAUUCAGAUAAUUCUGUUAUUUUGCCUGGUCACUCUUAUUUUCCAGCUUUUAAUAAUGCGAGAGUUGAGGAGCAAUCAGUAAUGGUUUUUCUCCUCUUCACCCUCAAUUUGAUUAUUUUUCUCAUAAAGAGUGGAGUAAGGAGAGCGCUGAGCAACAGGAGAUGGGAAAAAUAUUUUGAUUACUUUUCGGUUGCUUAUCAUCAAGGAGUAACUCUUCUAAUCCAGGCCAAUUUGCCGCAUUGAUUUAAUUCAUAAUUUUAAUUUCAUGACUUUUCUGAAAAAAAUAAAAACAAAAACAUAAAGAAUAAAAAAACUGAAACCACCCAAACCGCAGAAGACAAAACCAGCAGCUCAGCGAGGUGCGUCGGGUUGAAGCUUUUUAAUACUUGUUUGAACAGUUGUAGUUUUAGGUUAAAAUUUAUUUAAUGUUCCCUUUCUUCUGUCUACUUCUGCCAGAAUAUUCUACUUGAAUUUCCCUGCGCUGCCACAAGAGAAAAAUUGAAAUUCAAAGCACAGAUUCUGCCAGUGCUUUCAGCGAGUUCAUAAAAUUACUCAUAUGAAUAUUCCCUUGACUCAAAGGCAACUGCUUGCAGUCCUUAAACCUGUCUGGGACUACCUGAAGUAUUGGGAGCCCAAACAAAUGGCUGACGAAAGCAACAGCAGUGGGAGGAGGAGCUCUUCUAGCAGGGAGUGUUUGAAGAGGAGCCCACGGAGCCCAAAAGCAGAGGGCUCCGAUUCGGUGACAUCUCAGUCCUCACCCAGUGAAGAGGCUGGAAUGAUGACUGAGGUGAAGGUGAAAACAGAGGUACCAGAUGACUACAUCGAAGAGGUGAUCUGGCAGGAUGACACCAAAGAUUCCAAGAAGAACAUAAAAGACGGGCCGGGAGAUGUGCCAGCCGAGAUCUGCGUGGUGAUCGGAGGGGUCCGCAACCAGCAGACGCUCGAUGGAAAAGCAGUGGAACGUGGCUCUCCCGUUGGAUAUACACGAAAUCGAUAUUCAGGGACCUGGAUUUUUGACCAUGCAUUGAGAUACACGUCUGGGUCUUAUGAGUGUGGAAUAUGUGGGAAGAAAUACAAGUAUUACAACUGUUUCCAGACCCAUGUGCGAGCGCAUAGAGACACUGAAGCUGCCUCAGGUGAAGGAGCCUCACAAGGCAACAACUUUAGGUACACGUGUGACAUCUGUGGGAAAAAAUAUAAAUAUUAUAGCUGCUUCCAAGAGCACAGAGACCUGCACGCUGUGGAUGUUUUUAGUGUGGAAGGGGCCCCAGAAAACCGGGCAGACCCCUAUGACCAGGCCGUCAUAGCAGCAGAAGAAGUGAAGGAGGAGGAGCCAGAACCGUUCCAGAAGAUUGGUCCAAAAACUGGCAAUUAUACCUGUGAAUUCUGUGGCAAGCAGUACAAAUACUACACUCCAUACCAAGAGCACGUGGCACUGCAUGCACCUAUUAAGUUCUCUCGAUCUCCACUCUUCGUGGCAGUGAAGACGCAGGGGAGCCAAUCCAGCAAAAAAACACCGACUUCAAUAAACCGAUGUUCCACCCUCCUGCACCGCACCCCUCCCGGCGUCCCACCGACGUCCCAAUCCCAGAUGUUCCGCGCUCCAAAUUCCGGAUCCCCAGGAAGCAAGGCCAUCACAGCAGAAAGUGCUUUCAGCAGGAGAGUGGAAGGCAAAGCGCAGAACAACUUUGAAGAAACAAACAGCAACUCGCAGAACUCCAGCGCUGUUCAUUCGGGGACAGAAAAACCUAAAGAAAAGAGAUGUAAGCAGAACCCAUCAGAGCCUUACACCUGUGGAGCUUGUGGAAUCCAGUUCCAGUUUUAUAACAAUCUCCUGGAGCACAUGCAGUCCCAUGCAGCUGACAACGAGAACAAUAUUGCCUCUAGCCAGCCCAGAUCACCUCUACCUGUUGUUGAAGAGAAGUGGAAACCGCAGCUCCAAAGAAAUAACGCUAACAACACCUCUGCGAGCGGCUCCGUAGGGAACAGCGCGAUCCCGGAGAAGGAGCGGCAGAACAUUGCCGAGAGGCUCCUGAGGGUGAUGUGCACUGACCUCGGGGCGCUGAGCGUGGUGAGCGGGAAGGAGUUCAUCAAGCUAGCGCAGACCCUGGUGGAUAGCGGGGCUCGCUACGGUGCCUUCUCUGUCACCGAAAUCCUUGGUAAUUUCAACACACUGGCUCUGAAGCAUUUGCCUCGGAUGUACAACCAAGUGAAGGUGAAAGUCACCUGCGCCCUGGGCAGCAACGCCUGUCUGGGCAUCGGGGUCACUUGUCACUCGCAGAGCAUUGGCCCCGAUUCUUGCUACAUCCUCACAGCUUAUCAGGUGGAAGGCAACCACAUCAAGAGUUAUGUCCUGGGAAUUAAGGGUGUAGAUAUUCGAGAUAAUGGUGAUUUUAUCCACCACUGGGUACAGAACGUGCUCUCAGAGUUUGUGAUGUCAGAGAUCAGGACGGUGUAUGUCACAGACUGCAAAGUCAAUUCCUCUGCGUUCUCCAAGGCAGGCAUGUGCUUGCGUUGUUCGGCCUGUGCCUUGAACUCAGUAGUGCAGAGCGUGCUGAAUAAGCGAACUCUACAGGCUCGCAAUAUGCACGAAGUGAUCGAGCUCCUGAAUGUCUGUGAAGAUCUGGCGGGAUCCACAGGCCUCUCAAAGGAGACCUUUGGCUCCCUGGAGGAGACUUCUCCCCCGCCCUGCUGGAACUCGGUCACCGACUCCCUCCUACUCGUGCACGAGCGCUAUGAGCAGAUCUGCGAGUUCUACAGCAGGGCCAAGAAGAUGAACCUCAUCCAAAACCUGAACAAGCACCUGCUCAGCAACCUGGCGGCUAUUUUGGCACCGGUGAAGCAGGCUGUGAUUGAGUUGAGCAACGAGAGCCGGCCCACCUUGCAGCUGGUACUGCCCACCUACGUCAAACUGGAGAAACUGUUCACUUCCAAAGCUAACGAUGCUGGCGUGGUCAGCAAACUCUGCCACCUCUUCUUGGAGGCGCUGAAGGAGAACUUCAAGGUUCAUUCGGCGCACAAGGUAGCCAUGAUCUUAGACCCCCAGCAGAAGCUGCGGCCUGUCCCGCCGUACCAGCACGAAGAGAUCAUUGGCAAGGUCUGUGAGUUGAUUAACGAGGUGAAAGAGUCCUGGGCAGAAGAAACAGAAUUUGAACCUUCGACCAAGAAGGCCCGGGCAGCAGGGGAAGCCGCAGCAGCUCAGGAAGAAGAUUGGUUCGGGAAAAAUGAAGUCUAUGAUUAUUUGCAAGAACCUCUCUUCCAGGCCACUCCUGACCUCUUUCAGUACUGGUCGUGUGUUACCCAAAAGCAUACAAAACUAGCCAAGCUAGCCUUUUGGCUCUUAGCAGUGCCUGCUGUUGGUGCCAGAAGCGAAUGUGUAAAUAUGUGUGAGCAGGCACUCUUAAUCAAAAGGAGGCGGCUGCUCAGUCCAGAAGACAUGAACAAACUCAUGUUUUUGAAGUCCAACAUGCUUUAAGACUGUCUUUUAAUUAAAACAAAACUUUAAAACACUGUUCCAAACAAAGAAAAAGAAUUUAAGUUCUAAACACUGUGGACCUCAUUAUGAAUGCCCCUGAAAACCAAGUGCUUUUUUAUAUAUAUAUAAAAAUAUAAAUAUAUAUAAAAUUAAGUUUGAGAGGAAAGCUGAGCACGUGAGAGAGACAGCCCUCUGCCAGGAACGUGCUCCUUUCCAUAGAUAGUGUGUGGACUUGACAGACUUUCUAAUGUUUUCAAGUGGGCAGACCAAUGGGAGGCUGAUGUUCUAAAGUCUUCAGGCAGCUGAGAUCUAAAGUGACUUGAAGUUUCUUUUGUUUCUCCUCCACCCCACCUUUCCUCUUGUCCCCUGGGCCAUCUUGCCAUGGAUAAUCAGACUACAUUGAACAGAGCAGUUCUGCACUGGACUUUGCUCCUUUGAAUAACUGUACACCUUGAGGGCAUUUGUCUACAGCCUUCUUGACAUACGGUGCACGUUAUCAGGGCAGCUGUGUUUUAUGAACACCAGUAUCUUUAGAAAUCAGGAAGGGAGACUUUAAUUUUUUUAUUAUUAUUUCACUUCUUCAUGUAGGGUUUUUCAAAAAAAACAAAAACAAAAAACACACAAAACCAAAAGUUAGUCUUUUGUCUCCCAGUUUUAACGUGUUAGCUAGCGCUUAUAAGUUUGAUUUAAAAUUAAGAGAAGUAAUUCAAGGCAGAAAAUGUCUGUAAUCUUUACGUUUCUUGGAUUUGCUUUUUCUCACAGCACACCAUCUUUUCUGAAUUCCCAGUGUAAAUUAGCUUCUCGGUGAAUUCUGUGCAUCAGGGGUUCUCAAGCUUGUUGGUAGAGCAGCCCAUUUGUGAUUGUAUAACGCCCUUAUGGGAGCCACAGCAGUUGCUUAUAUGGAAGAGCUGGAGACCAGGACAGGCGAGCGGUGCCCACACAGCGUCUGUGGGCUCUGCCAUCUGCCAUUGAGAACCCUUGUACCUAAAAUCUUUGCAAACCUUCCCAGUCCUCACACUCAAAAUAGCCUUCACAAGGCCAAGGACAAACCAAGGUGUAUGAUUUUUCAGGGGAACAAAGAUUAUCAGUGUUGUCAAAGUAGGGUUUGAAGGAAGCUUAGAGAAGCGCAUGGGCUCAAAGAUCCUUCUGAAUGUAAGUGCUCCUGAUUGAGUGCAAAGAAUAUCUUUCCCUUUUAUUUGGAAUGGUUUCCUCUAGUAGCACGAAUGUCUUUUUUAAUACCUACAGUGCAUUACACUACUUGUUACGUUGUUUAAUUGUUCUGGCUAGGAAGGCUGCGGGCCCUUAAACGUUCACACUCACUGGCUCACCCCGUAUGCAAUUAGAGAUCAUUGUUGCACAAAAACAUCUCCACUCUGCGUUCACUAAGGCCAGUGCUCUGCUGUGUCCGGUGCCGUGGGUGCAGCACUGCGUGCUGCUGGAUGGGAUCUCUGCAGGCUGUCGCAUUUGGUGCCUCUUGGACAAUUCCUGACUUCUGGUGCCAAAUUGUAGAUGUCCCAUCGCUUGGACUUGCAUCCCCAGAGGCCAGUUGAAACCAAUUCUGAUUUUUGAAGCAGGGCCUCCAGCUUCCAGCAGCGUGCUCCAAAGCUGCUGUUGGAGGUGUGGGAGCACAGCUGGGGCUCCCAGUGGGAGGCUGGGGCCCUCGGACAGUGCAGGGCUAUCUCUGGUGGCUGAGUGUGGUGGUAGGGCCCAUCAAAGGUGGUGGGGCCCUCUGAAGUGCAUGCUUGAGACCUUCCCUAGAUCAAGGGUGGUGUUUGUACCCGAGUGUCUUGCCCCAGAACGACUUGCUCCUUUUGGCUUGCAUCAUGCAAUACUUACUGUAGCCUGAGCACAGACCUCAGGCUGGCAGCACCUCUCAGCCUUGCAAAUAGCCUCAGGGCAAAACCAGUUGUCACCUAAAUUGAGUUUUGCAUAUGGGUAACUUCAAAGGUAGAGUCCACAACCCCACGGGUAACUGCAGGGUGAGCGGUGCAUGAAGGUGAGCAGCCGAGGCAAAGCUACUGGAGGUCCAAUCUCUGGCAGUGGUUUUUGCAGGUGGCAGUGCAGGUUGCAGGCCAGCUCAGCUCUUUGCUGGUUGUACUUAUUUUCUCCCAUACAGCUCCUGCUCGCCCAGCAGCACAUCACAAAGGAAGCCUGUAGCAAGCAAAACCCAAGCCUCAGACUGAAACAAACAAAAAAUCAGCAGGUAGAGGUGGGAGGUGUGCUAAUUAUCCAGCAUUUGUGCUGCAGGGCCUGCUGAAAAGCAGGAGGAGAAUGGGGCUGAAGGACAUGUCAAAAACGGGAUGGGCUGCUGAGCCUACAGAGCUCAGCAGAAGGCAGACCUGAGGCAGGAUUUGCAGCUCUUUCUCCAGAUGGCAUCUUUCACCUUUGCACUUGGUUUGCCUUUGGCUCCAAGAGCCACUUGCAGUCUCUGUGACAUCCAGGGCAAUGCCUGACAUCUCUGUGUUCCUUUGAGACAGAGUUCCAAGCACUUCUUUCCUAAGGGUGAGGGCACCCAGAGCUCCCCUUCCCCUUCCUCUUCUCUUCUUGAGGGUUGGACACAAUGAUCUCCAGAGGUCGCUUCCAACUCCUACAGUUCUCUGAUUCUCAUACUCUGAGGCAGAGAUCUGAAGCUUUCUUGCUGCAGUGACCAAAUGCUGCGAUCUCCUGGCCCUCCAUCCCACUGCCUUCUCCAGGGCACCGUUGGUUAUCAUUGCACUAAUGCGAACAUGGAUCUGGGCAAGCAUGGAGUGAUGUCUGGCAGAUGAGGUACUCCCAAAGACUUAAAAACUCAACUAGCAGCUAAAAGAGCAAAGCAAAACCAAAAGGCUGUGAAACGGAGCAGUCUGGAGGGUCUUGGUAAGAAAACAAGCUGGCCAGAACCUUUUUCCAGUGUGUCAGCCACAGCUCUUUGUGAGACUUAAGGGAUGGGCUCUGCUCAGUGGGGCUGUUGGUUCUGUGCCUGCUCAUUGCUUGUGUCUGAAGUACCUCAUUGAGAGCAUAGAAGCAUAUCUGGAGCACACCUAUGUACUCUGAAUGCCAAGUGCUUCUCUUGCUUCUCCUUCCCUCCUUUAGGACUCAGAUUUGUAUUCUAGGGAGUGUAGAUAACUUUACCAAGGUCUGAAUUUUGGAAACUCUUCAUUCAGCAGGUUACUGGGGUCAGCUCAUUGGGAGCUCUGCUUGGAGCAACGCUUGUUUUGUACGGAGUGCUGCCUGUCCUGCAGUGGGUGGCAGCAGGGGAGAGGCUCUCCUGGGAUUGGCCAUUAAAUGUUAUGUCAGUGCCAUGAAGUUCUGCUUCCUUUGAGCUAGGAAAUGUCCUCAGAGUUGGUGCAUCAAUCUAUGGUAGAUCAUGCUGGGAGUUUUGUCUUCUGCUGGUUUGGUUCUGUUCACUUGCACUUAAGAAGGGUGUUUGGAGGAAAGAACUGGAGUGUGCAUCCUCCAGGCAUUCUCUUGUUUGUGCUUCUUGCUCUGUGCCUGCAGCUUUCCAACUUAGGGUUUGCUGUGGGAAUGGCUGUGAUCUGCAGGAGGAGCAGGCACCAAUAGGAGAGGAACGGGGGGGGGAAGGGGGGGGUUGAAUGAAGGGUUCCAAAGUUCUCUGCAGAACUGAGGAGCUCAGAAGUGUGUUGUGUGAGGAUGGCAGUCAGGUGACGUUGGUCUCCAUGUUCAUCUCUCCUCAUGUCUCAGGCAAUAGGCAGCAGUUUUUCUGGCUUGCAGGAUGGGCUGCUGUGCUGUAUUGCUUCUGGGUCCUUUCAGAUGGAAGGAAAUGUUUCUUUUACCAAAGUUUUGUCUGUUGUGAGAAAACUGAUUUGGUUGGAUUUGAACUGGUGCAUUCUGCAAGAGAUUUUCAGGCUCAGGUUUUGCCCAGCGUGGAGGUCUGUUGGUUGCUGGCUGAAGCAGUCUCACUGAGGUGAAGCAUCAGUUUUAGCAUCGCUGUGACCUGGUAGCAUUGUUUGGCUGUGCGUGGUGCUGCUCUCCCCUACAGACAGAAUGUGCCCAGAGGCAGCUCAGGGAGCCACGACCCUGCAGUGAAGUUGGGGCAGACACACUCAUAGGAGUUGUGAGUCACUGAAAUCAGAGGGGAAACACUUCUGGAGACUGCUGAGCUCAGCAUUGAGGUUCCUGUGUUGUUACAGCUUGCAGCAAGACAUCUCUGAUCAGUUGGUAUUCCUCCAAAUGCUUGCAGAAACACAAGAGGCAUAGUGUGAGAAGAAAUUCCUGCAUGUGCUGCUGUGGGUGGACCCACUCAGCCGCACGCAGAGUGCUGCAUGGAAGCAGAAUCCCAGACACUUCCUGCUAGGACUUAUCAGCACUGCAUCUGCAGGUACUGCACUGCAUCACUGCGGAGCUGGGAGGUGGCAUAAGAGCAGCCACAAAGCUCCCCAGCAGCUGGGAGCACUGCCUUGUGCUGAGCAGGGCUCAGCAUUUCUGCUUAUGGGAGGGGAGGGACUCCGAGCUGUCAGAGGAGGUGAGUCAUUCCUUGCGGAGUCAUUAGGAGUAGUGAGGUGAGAGUGAACAACCAGCAAAGACACUAAAAGCAGUUUCUGGGAAUCAUUUGUUUGUUUGUUUAAUGGAGGAGAAAUCUGCUACCUGGGAGGAAACUGGCACAGGGGUGGGUUUUUAUGGAUCAUGGCCCUGCUGGAAAGGACCUGAGUGUAGUGGUGGAUGGCAGCUGGACACGGGCCAACACUGUGCCCUCACAGCCCAGAGAGCCAGCUGUACCCUGGGCUACAUCCAAAGCCACGUGCCAGCAGGGCAGGGAGGGGAUCUGCCCCUCUGCUCUGUGCUGUGACACCUCACCUGGAGCACUGCGUCCCGGUG
Centrocercus urophasianus (Greater sage-grouse) is the source of this 9722-nucleotide messenger RNA. RefSeq names its product zinc finger protein 618 (gene ZNF618). The transcript is spliced from 16 exons. Gene Ontology annotation, molecular function: protein dimerization activity. Lineage: Eukaryota; Metazoa; Chordata; Aves; Galliformes; Phasianidae. The coding region runs from base 1989 to 4907 and encodes 972 amino acids. The record is from RefSeq and is a predicted model, not a curated record.